AUUUCUCUCCUUCUAUAUAUGACGCCAUUUUGGAAACAAAAAGAUAUGGCCGGGAGUGGAGUUGAAAAUAGUUUAACGUCGCGUCGAUAAACACCUGGGUGAGACAGCAACUCGAUCACUGGAGCACUCCGCCACAAACCAGCUAGCCGUCCGGCGCAUUUCCCUUCCCGGCCGUACGCCAUGGAUCCGGACGAGGAGAUCGAGAUCGACUUCUACCCAUUCCUUGUCGUGUACAAGAGCGGGCGCGUCCAGCGAUUCGGCGGCACGUCGCGGAAGAGCGCCGGCACCGACGCCGUCACCGGCGUCACCUCCAAGGACGUGCUCAUCGACGCGGCCACGGGCCUCGCCGCGCGGCUCUUCCUCCCCAAGGGCGUCUCGAGCUCCCAGAAGCUCCCCGUCCUCGUCUACGCCCACGGCGGCGGUUUCGUCACCGAGUCGGCCUUCUCCGCGAGGUACACCGGCUACGUCAACGCCCUCGUCGCCGCGGCCGGAGUCGUGGCCGUGUCCGUGGAGUACCGCCUCGCCCCGGAGCACCCGAUCCCGGCCGCCUACGACGAUGUGCUGGCCGCGCUCCGCUGGGCAGCGGCGAGCUGCGUUCCCGGGGGCCCGGAGCCGUGGCUGGCCGACCACGGCGACUCCACGAGGCUCUUCGUCGCCGGCAGCAGCAGCGGCGGCAACGUGGCGCACAACGUGGUGAUGAGGGCCGGAAAGGGAGGUGGCGCGCGGGUCGAAGUCGAAGGGAUGGUGCUGCUUCACCCGCUGUUCAUGGGCACGGCCCCGCUGCCGUCGGAAGGCACGGACCCCACGAUCCCGGCGAGAUCGGAGAGCAUCUGGCGGUGCCUGUGCGCCGGCAAGUACGGGAUCGACCACCCGUUCUCCAACCCGCUGGCGAUGCCGCCGGAGGCGUGGGCGGCGCUCGGGUGCCGCCGGGUGCUGGUGACGACGGCGGAGCUCGACCGCGCCAGGGACAGGGGACGGAGGUACGUGGAGGCGCUGAGGGGCAGCGCGUGGGGCGGGGAGGAGGCUGCGCUGUACGAGACUGAGGGCGAGGAGCACCUGUACUACCUCCUGAAACGCGGAGCGAGAACCAGCUCCGUCACGGCGGAGAAAGCGGCGAAGGAAAUGGCGGCUGUUGCGUCGUUCAUCAACCGGGCCGAGCAGAGAUGGGCGUGAUUCAGAUCCGAAAAAAACAAUUAAAUUUGCUGAACUGAAGAAGACGACACAGUGUGUGGUAGAACAUGCAUAUUGCUUUGCUGGAAUCCAAGCUGGGAGAUUCAACCUGUUGGGCUGACAUUAUGAAGAAAAAAAAAGGUAUACUUGGAAAACAGAAAAAAGUGGGAAAUGGAGAGAUAUAACAAACUUACGGGAUGAUGCUUCGUGCUCAUCUCAACCUUGGAAAGAAAUACACUUUUCCUAACAAAUAGUUAGCUGUUUUUCAAUUGGCGAAUAACUACUU
Lolium perenne is the source of this 1456-nucleotide messenger RNA. Its product is annotated as tuliposide A-converting enzyme 2, chloroplastic. NCBI's taxonomy places the organism in Eukaryota, Viridiplantae, Streptophyta, Magnoliopsida, Poales, Poaceae. The record is from RefSeq and is a predicted model, not a curated record. Gene Ontology annotation, molecular function: hydrolase activity.